Molecule: messenger RNA, 783 nt
Organism: Auanema sp. JU1783
Lineage: Eukaryota; Metazoa; Nematoda; Chromadorea; Rhabditida; Rhabditidae
Source: the annotation of a GenBank genome assembly
AUGACUUGGGGAAAGAGUGUUGUAUUCAUAUCCGGAGCUUCUCGUGGAAUCGGGAAAGAGAUCUUCAACUCCAUGCUGGAAAAAGUUUCAGAACAGUCAGUUUUCCUCGUACUAGCACGAAACGAAGCUCUCCUAACCGAGUUGAAGAGUCAAGGAGAAGCCAAGAAUAUGAUCGUCGAGAAAUUCGUAACCGAUUUGGGCCAUUUACAGCAAAAAACUUUGGAUGAUCUAGCAACUACUAUUUCGAAGCUUGAAGGAGAUUACGACAACCUCUUCGUUUUCCAUAACGCUGGUUCUGUUGGUGAUACAUCAGUGCCUUGCAGCAAAAUCUUGGAUCAAGAAAAUUGGCAAGUCUAUCUGAACAGCAAUCUCAUCUCUAUGAUUCUGCUAAACAACAAAAUUUUAGCAGAAGCAUCCUCUAAGAAGUUCAAAAACCGUUAUGUCAUCAACAUUACUUCUCUUAUAGCUAUUCAAGCUUUCCCGUCUUUGGGACAGUAUGGAGUUGGCAAAGCUGCCAGAGAAGGUUUCUUCCGAUCUCUUGCUGUCGAAGAGUCAGAUCUUCGAAUUCUGAGUUAUUCUCCUGGGCCCGUUGAUACUGACAUGCAUACUGAUAUUCAUGAUACAACUUAUGAUGCUGGUAUCAAAGCAGCCUUCGAUAGAAAAGCGCCAUCUACUGAUGUAAAUAGACAAACUCUGACCACUAGUCAAACAGUCGGAAAACUCAUGGAAAUACUUACGGCGAACGAGUUCACUUCAGGAUCACGCAUUGAUUAUUUCGAUUAG